UGCAUUUUGUCGAACGCCAGAGGAGACGAGCAAAAAUUUUAAAAACAUUGCCAGGAGUAAAAGUCGUAGUGUGCUAAUAAAUGCAAAAUAAAUCGAAAUAAGUGCAUUUUGUAUGUUACUUCUGUUUACGUUGCAGAUUAUUCAGUUUGUUCAAUUGAUUUUUACUGUGUUGUGUGUAGUGGACUAGCGAAGCUGCUGAAAUUUUCACCAGAAAAUGUCAGAAUCGUACGAUUAUCUUUUCAAGUUUCUCAUCAUUGGCCGGGCUGGAAGUGGAAAAUCGUGCCUGCUGCAUCACUUCAUCGAGAACAAAUAUAAGGAGGACAGUUCACACACCAUUGGCGUUGAAUUUGGUUCCCGCAUAGUGAAUGUUGGCGGUAAAACGAUCAAGCUUCAGAUUUGGGACACUGCAGGUCAGGAGCGGUUCCGCUCGGUUACUCGCUCUUAUUACCGCGGGGCGGCCGGUGCACUGCUAGUUUAUGACACUACCUCCCGCGACAGCUUCAAUGUGCUUGCAAACUGGUUGAACGACGCUCGGACGCUCGCCUCGCCGAACAUCUGCAUCCUGCUGGUAGGCAACAAGAAGGAUCUGGAGGAGGAACGUGAGGUCACCUUUCUGGAGGCGAGCAAUUUUGCGCAGGAGAAUGAGCUGAUAUUCCUGGAGACCAGCGCCAAGACAGGUGAGAAUGUGGAGGAGGCUUUUCUGAAGUGUUCGAAAACGAUUUUGGCGAAGAUUGAAUCCGGCGAACUGGAUCCGGAACGGAUUGGCAGUGGAAUACAAUAUGGGGACACAUCGAUGCGUGGUGGAGGAACCGCAUUGUCCGGGAGUCGGCAACAAAGCAUUGGAAGACGUCGUGCAUCCGAUUGCGCUGGUAGUUGUCGUCCCUAGAGCAUGAUUCAGAUGCGUCAUUUGUUUUGUUCCGGAAGAUCUCUCGAUAAAUUGAGGAAAAAAAUAAAUGAGUUUGGUGGAUCGAAUCGAUUGGAAAAUUGAAAGUGAGCCUGUUAGCUGGAUGAGGAUAAAGAGUUUAGAACAUAAUAUUGUAAAGCGAUAAAUGGUUUUGUUUAUGCGUGCUUUACCCAAAGUUCAGAAGAAAGAUAUAAUAAAGGAUCAAGAGAAACUUGCUCCAAAAUAAUGACCGAAUUAUAUAUAUUCUACUUUUGCGCUUUUAUUUACUGCAUUAAAUCAGGAUUCACACAUUUCUUAUUAUGUUGGAUCUACAAAAAGUGAAAUAUCAAAUUUAUCACGUUUCAAAUCUCGAACUCUUGUGAUUUUGUAUUCUCUGAUUAUUCAUAUACAUAUAUAUUUUUACACCAAUAACAUUACAUCACCAUUGAUUCUUUUUAAAGGGUUUUUAGUAGUAUUUAUUUGAGUUACAGUGAUAAAGUGAAUCGGAAUAUUUUUUGAAAUAGCAGCUAAAGGGUCGAUAUGGAUUGAUAAAACUUAAACAAUACAGCUAAGAUAUGUUGAACGUUUUGUGUAAAUGAUGAUAAUUAUCGGAAAACACAAACCAAUUGUGGUGAAUUUGUUCGACACCAUGGAACCAUGAUAGUGUAAUAAAAUCAAAUAUUCCAUUCUUCUGAUCGUUAUUUUCAACCAUAACGAUCGAUAAUAGAGAACUAUAUAUUAAUUAUAAUGUAAAAUUGUUCCCAAA
Toxorhynchites rutilus septentrionalis is the source of this 1649-nucleotide messenger RNA. RefSeq names its product ras-related protein Rab-4B (gene Rab4). Gene Ontology annotation, molecular function: GTP binding; GTPase activity. Gene Ontology annotation, cellular component: endosome. Gene Ontology annotation, biological process: Rab protein signal transduction; regulation of endocytosis. Bases 215 to 886 code for a protein of 223 amino acids. The transcript has 3 exons. NCBI's taxonomy places the organism in Eukaryota, Metazoa, Arthropoda, Insecta, Diptera, Culicidae. The record is from RefSeq and is a predicted model, not a curated record.